GUUUCGUAUUUUUCGCAAUUAGCGCCAAAUACGAAAGUCGUAAGUGAUGAUGUAAAUAAGGUCGAGAUUCGUCCACCCUCGGCGGUUAACCGACCGAUUCGAGACGAAGGGCCCGAUCGUAAUCGUACAGUGCAUCACGGUACCGUCCAAAUCGGUCGCAUAGAACGUAGAAAAUUCUGACAGCUCGGAGCCGUCACAAGAAAAUAAUGUCGUUUUUAUUACAUUUUUUGAUAAAUUAUUAUUGUAGUUUCGAAUCGGCGACGCACCGACUGCCUUAUCGAUUUUCCUAUUUAGCGCGCCAACUUAUUUUGUGUAUUUUCGAAAGGUCCGCGUCGCGUCUAUGCGCUUUCGAAAAACAUUUUACUUGUAAUUUUCUCAGCGGCGAACGGACGUGGAGCGCGGUGCCGUAAAUUGGUAAUAAUUCCGUUGAUUACACAGUAAUACAGUGAACGAAUAUGGGUUAGUGGUGAGGAACACGGAGCGUGCCAGUCCCAGUUGUGACCGUUGACUUGUGAUCUGUGAUACGGCACGGGCCAUACCAAAUGUAAAGUGUGUUGUGUUGAUCGCGAGUGGUGCAUUCUUUGCGUGAAAGUGUACAGCGUUGUGUUGUUUUUGUGCUGUAACGGAUGCUGAAGCGGCCGCCGGCCGAACGCACGGGACUCUCGGCACGGCGACUUCCUCUAGGCCCAUCGGCCGAACGUGUAAACGCGUCAAACCCACCACAAACGGAUCACAUUCCAAAUAACUUAUUUAUAUAUUUGCAAUAUAAAGUACCUAACGUCUGAAUUUAUAUGUAAAUACAAAACAAAUCAUAUGAAUAAUUAAAUAAUUUUUGUAUAUAAAUUAGGACAACUAUCGACCAAAAUUUUCUACCAAACUAUUAUAAAGAAAUGUUCAUAUUAUAAAAAGAAUAUAAAUAAUAUAUGUAUACAUAACACGUGUAAGUGAACUAAAGAGGAUUCCUUAGACCUGCCUUCAAAUAUACCAAAGUUAUUUAUUGUACGUGGAGUUGUGCAAGAAACAUAGAUGCCCCGCAGUGGGAGCGUGCAGUCGACGCAGUGAGACCGAGAGAUGACGAUGACGCCGCAGCAGUACUGCCUCCGGUGGAAGCAUCACCACACCAACGUUCAGAACAUGUUCGCGCAACUUCUAGAAAAAGAGCGGUUCUGCGACGUGACGCUGUACUGCUCGCCGAGCUUCGCGACGCAGGUGUCCAACAAGGAGCCCGUCGACCCGCAGAACAUACGAGGCGUCUCGCUCAGAGCGCACAGAGUGGUGCUGGCGGCAUGCUCGGAGCUGCUGGGCGCGUUGCUGGGCGCGCACGAGGCGCACGGAGAGCCCGUGCUGGUGAUCGACGGCGCCGAGCCGCGCCACCUCAAGGCGCUGCUCGACUACAUGUACACCGGGGAGAUGAACGUGCACCACUCGCAACUAGCGAGCUUGCUGAAGACGGCCGAGGAGCUGCGCAUAAAGGGCCUCACGGACAUACGGUGGAACAACAAGGACGAGCCGCCUGAUUCCGACGCAGGUGUGGUUGCUACAGCAACAGCGACCGCCACUGCGACUGCGACGGCGGCUGCUACCGCCACUGCGACCACCACAGCGACAAGUGAGAAACUACCGGAGAAACAGGAGAAGCAUCCAGACAAGAGCGCUGAGAAGGCGGUGGCGAAGCAACCCUUGCCGAAGCAGCCGUCGCCGCGGCUCGGCGCCGACCCCUCAGAGUUGCGCACUUAUAUUAAGAAAGAGAAUGAACCAGAGAAGCACGAGAAGUUCAAUGUUAACGGAGGACCACCGCCACUUAUAAAACUGCCUACAAAAGACAAACUCAGCCCACUAAAGAGAGAAAAUUCAGAUUCCGACAGCCCGAGCCCGAAGCGGCAGCGCGUGCCGAGCGGCACCGACCACACCGACGACGAGGCGCUCAGCACGCCCAAAACGGAAAGAGAUCUGGAAUGGCAACACGGGAACAUGGACAUAACGGCGGAGCGCGUGGUGGGGUGGGGCAUGGGCGAGGCGGAGGCGGAGGAGUCCUCGCGCGACGCCUCCGACGACGACUGGGCCGACGCGCCCGCCGACAUCGGCUCCUUCCUGCACACGAAGCUGCGAGUGGACGGCGACAACAGCGCCGACGAGGAGUCCAACGACAGCGGCGCGGGCCCGGCGUGCCGCUCCACCGCCGCGUCCUCGUCCUCGUCGGCGGCCGCCUCCUGCGACAAGCCCGACGCCGCGCAUGCGCCCGCCGCACUACACUGCAAACGUGAGUUAUCUACAGUGGGUCCGAAGUCGGGCCCGACGGACCCUCGGUUCACGGACGUGGUGAAGCUCAGCGACUACCUACAGCACGGCAGGCGUCCGCAGUUCUGGGAGGAACAAUAUGUCAAACGAGUGAUGGAGGCAGUACGGUUAAAGGAGUUGGAGAUGAAGCAGGCGGCGGAGAUCCUCGGCGUGAGCUACGGCACGCUGUACGGCAGGUACCGCGACGUGUACGGCUGCAUCAACAGGCCCUACAGGGCGGUGCGUGAUUUCUGGCAGGCGAAGGGUCCUUCGGAAGUGAUGGAGCGGCUGCAGCGCGGCGACCUCUCGCUCGACGCGGCCGCGCGCGCGCUCGGCGUCACCAUCGCCAACCUCGCCGCGCACGUCGCAGACUUCGGACACGCGCCAGAGUUCGAGCCAAUCCCGAUUGAGGUGGACCCGUCGCUGAAAGUGCGCUCGCGCACGUACAGCUCGGACGCACUCGCGCUCACUAAGCCCGCUCGUAAACCUCCGCCGCUACCGAUGGACAAGCCAGUGAAGAAGGUGUUGGUGGGCAGUAUCCUGGACGAGGACCCGAUCCCGGCGACGUUGAUCACCACGCACGACGGCAAGACGUACAACGCGCCGCCGCACACCACCGCCGCCUCCACCACCUCUGGUAAGUGGCCGACGAUCCGUGUGGCGAGCAUCGAUAGUUUGCGCGGCGGAGACACGACGGCGACGGUUGCGAGCGCUGCGCCGCCGCCCGCGGGGGCUGCGGGGGGCGGCGGCGGCGCGGGGGGCGCCAGUGCAGGCGGCGCGGGGGCCGCGGUGGGCACGGGGGGCGCGGGGGGCACGUCGCCUUCACAGCUGAUGCGCACGCGCCCCGACCUCACCAUCGUGGCGGCGCGCAAGCCCGAGCACAAGCGGGACGAGGACACGUGAUCGCCGCACUAACGCCACUCCUGCAAGCUACAGCGAACCACAGAAGUCGUCCCAUUAAAGUGACACACCCUCGGCUCCAACACAACGUGCUAUCAAGCGUCACUUCCACUAACAGCAACACUCGAUGACCCUGUUUAUUGUUCAUAUAACGCGCACACGCACGCGUAUUUAUGAUUGUCAUAUUUAUGGGCACGUGCGUGAGUCGGUGAAGCCAUGGAUCCACUAGGAUGCGGGAAGGUUCAGUGCUUACAGUCAAGCUAAGGGUAUUGAGCGACGAUAAGGAACUGUUAUAAUGUUUCCCCAUGUUCCACGUCGCCUGGCGACGUCGUCCAACGUACUGAGCGACACAGCGCCCCGGCUGUCGGCUAGUGAACACGUGGCUUGAAAUUGUUCAUGACGCUUAUCGGUGUCACUUAUUAUUGUUCAUUAAUGAUAUUAUAAAUUACAAUAAAUAUCUAUUCGUUUUUAAUGAACGAUUUAUAUAAUUUAUGACUCGUACAGACGUAUAUAUCUGUCAAAACAGACAAAACAGUUGAAUAAAUAUUAUUAAAGCAUAUGUAAACUUUAACUAUUUUUUGUGUUGUAGUUUUUAGAGUCGGUUUUUAUUUGUUGAAAUAUUAAGUUUUUGUUAAAACAAAUCAUCAAUAUCCUAUUUGAUUUUAACACAUAUUACACAUAUUAAAUUAAUUAAAAUAGGCCUAUUCUGACACUAUAAGAAAUCCAACGCAAUAAGAAUUAUCUAAAUCGGACCAUGGAGUAAAAAAUGAGCGCAAUACAAACAUAAAAAAGAAUUACAACGAAUAAAUAAACUCUCUUUUGGAAUCGGUUAUAUAUUACAACUGUUUUGUCUCCUGAAAUUGACGCUUAUACAUGUCAUGUAAUGACAAUUACCCGCGUCGGAGCGAAUACGCUACCGCCCGACCAAAUCUUAUUUAUAAUAUAUUCAAAUUGUUAAUGGAUUGCGGAUGGAGGAGGCGGUUCGGUGGUGACGUCACAGCGCUACGAAUAUAUACACUGACACGACUGACACCGGAUUAACAAAACAUAAUAUUAUAUACUAUGGAACGGUCAUUUGGGCUUUGAUUCUGAAGAACUAGAUCACAAUAGCAUAGACUUAUUUAUGUUUAUUUAGCCUAUUUCCUCAGCAGCUUUAAUUAAAUAUGUUUGUCAUGAUUGGUGCAUUUUCGUUGUGACACACUCGGGUAUACAAUUUGCUUCAUAAAGAAAAUCCCACGAAAGCCGGUAAAUACAUAAAAGUGGCCUUCAUAUACCGGUGCAUUCCAUUCUAUCCUAUAUUUAGUACAAUUUCUGUCAGUUUGUGUUUGUUUCGCAGUCGUUCAUUAUAAUGGCGAUUUGAAGGUCACUAAUAAUUUGAUAAGGGUACGGUCGAUAUUUCUUUUUCUGUUUUCACAUUCGGAAUUAUUACCCAAAUGGCACUUCCCAAGGACAAGCACCUGUAUGAAUCAUAACAGAAGACGAUUAAUUAUGUCGCACAUUUCCAUAGAUUAUAAAAUAAAAUGAGUAUUAUAUUAUAUAUAGAUAAGAGAAAAAUAUAACUCGACCUUUAUUUAAUAUUAUUGUAUGGGUUUGUGUUUGUGUGUUGCGCGACAAAGUAAUGUAUGUACAUGUUGCCACAAGAACCACAAUUUACUAGUUUGUACGCGUAUCACUCAAAUGUUUAAAUUUCAAUGGACCAAUUUUGAUACAUUUUAAAUAAAUUUUACGCGAAUUGAUUAACCAUGUUUUGAUUUAUCCAACGUACACUGAUGCCGUGAUUGGAUUUAAAUCUAAUGCAUAAUACAUGUAGGUAUAGAAUGACUUGUAUUUUGCAUUUAUAAUUAAACCGUUACUUUUAAACAUAGUGUCAUAUCACGGACACAUUUUUGUUGUAAUGUUUCUAAGCGCGUCGAUAUUUCCCUAUAUUUUUAAGAGUGUAUGGAAAAUGAUUUAAAAUUGUAUUGUAUUUUGUGGCAACAUGUUGAAAUGUUCAUGUCGCGUGUAAGCCGCCGCGCACCCUCUAUUGUAACAUAUUAUUGUAAUCGUUUUAAGGUGUAAUUAGAUGUAACUAAAUAUUAAAUAGUUGAAAUAAAUUUGUAUAAAUACAAAAGUAUAUAUUAUAUAGAAGGGGCCGGGAACGGUCCGCGUAGCCUGUACAUUGCUAAGUACGGUAUAUAGCAUAUUAUAUUUAUACACCACACUUGUUCCUCUGACGUUUAUUUUAGGCUUUAGAUUACGGCUCCGUGUGGUGUCGUGUAUCGAUAUGUUGCCAGAAAAAAUAAGGAUACUACAAGCACGUGAACCUCACCAACAUUACCGCUUAUAAUUAGUGAUUACACUUGGUUAGUAUUCUCACGUAUCUUGUGUCAUGGUUGGAACAUAGUUCCAUGUUGCUGUGUGGUAAUCGGUUUUCGUAGCUGCAUAUUACAGUGGCUUGGCUCUACAUGGCGUUCUAUAGUUUCCAAGGUACUUAUAGAUUACGCACCACACGGAAAUUUUGUACGGUGUGUUUCAUCACUUUAAACAAUUUUCUAAAAAUAUUAAUUAUUAUUGUUGUUUUCGGUAUUGAUUUUGGAUUAUCACUUUUUAAUAAAUAAUAAUUAUCAAUAUGUUUCACUGCUAUAAGGACUACGUGAUGAAACAUGCCUUUGAUUGUAUGGUAUUUGUUACUAAGACAAGAUGUCGACUACUCACGCUAACGGUCCAUUGCAAGCAGCACACACAAGAAUUAAAUAUUAUUACAUAUCUGAUUAUUAAUUAUAAAGUUGUAAUAUUUGUUUAUACGGAACAUACACCCAGAUCAAGCAGCCUUAUUAUGAGACUAUGAAGCAAACUCCUAUGUUCGCAAAACUCUCGUGGUCAAAACAUAACGGGAGCGCAUCAAGCUUGAUGUGGUCAUUCAUGAUCUCUGUUCCCGACCAGAUUGCCGUAAUAUUUCGUCAUAAACUAUAUUUUUUCCAACAAAUCUGAUAUAUUUGAUUUCUAAGUAUAGGUUUGUUGUGUGCUAGCAGUGGAACGUCGGCGUGUUUUGAGGUGUGAUUGCGUUAUCGAAGGCUCACAAUCCAGUAGGGCUAUUAAUAAUUUUGUUAUGUCUUUAUUGUUGAAUCGGUUGAUUGGUAUUACGCUUACCUGCGUUGGAUUGUAAGCUUUAUGAAUAAUACAUAUAUUAUGUAUCUACAUAAAAUGCCUUUUAAAAGGUUGUACGAGGCCCUGAGGUGAGAUAGGUUAAUUACUUUCAAUUUUCAAACGACUAAUAAAUGAAGGCAACGUUAAAGCUGCAAUACAUGGACAUUUUACAAUGCAGUACUUACCUGAAUACCUUUUGUCAUUAGGUAUAUACGCAUAAUUCGAUAUUCCAUCUAAAUACGAAAAUAAAUCGAAACUCCCGUUAUCGCUAAAAAAUACAUAUUUCAUAUACACACUUUAUAAUAUCUUUAUUUCAAUGAAGGCUUUCACACUACCCGAUAUCGAGGCCGACACAAAUAUCGCAUCGUGGAGUACGGAAACAUAUAGAUUUAUUUUCCAGCCUUUGCGGUGAUAUAUGGGGAUGCCCACUUCACUAAUUAUUAUAUUUUUAUACAUUUUAAACUUGGUAUUACUUUCACUUAUUGGUUAAAAGACAAGUUUAAGACAGCUUCAUAUAUCAAAAAAUAUUUUAAAUCAUAAUCUAAAUAUUAUAUAUUUUUGCUCAGGGCCUCGCAGUGCUGAUGAUGACCCACCCCGAUGUAUGAAAUGUAUUAUAUUAUUCAUAAAACAUAAUACUGUAUUAUGUUUGGAAGAAAUUAUAUAUCUGUAUAAAAAUCUAUCCAACUUCAAUUGGAUGUUUCAUACCAAAAGUUUUUUCAUUGUAGUUAAUGUUAUUUUUAUAAGUUGCUCGGGUUUGCGACACAUUCCACAUGGCUGAUAUCUGAAAUUCAGACUCUGAAUAGAACUUUUACAGUCUCUAUAAUUGGUCAUUUUUCUAUUCACAAUAUGGAGCAAACUAACCUUGUUCUAAAAUUAUCUAACAUUAUUGGUUCGAGCCUCUCUAAAAUUAGGGCGCCUUGAUGAAUUCAUAUUUCAAAAUAUGGAUAAAAAUUAGGCGUGGAUAAAUUUCGUUCAAUAAUUAUGAAGGUAAUAUAAUUGAACAAGAUUUUUUUGGUGUGGAAAUCGGGACCAAUAAUUUCUUCACAGGGAGGUGGUGUUAACUGUUACUAAGUUUGGUUUGUGUUCGAAAACCGUCAAUGACUUUUGGUACUUUACGUCGAUCAUGAUGACAUAUACAAUAUAAAAAUACUCCUCCAUUAUAAAUUAUAAGGAAGUGUCGCACAUUACGAGUUAUUUUGUUAUCGACUCAUAGAUUAAAUUCUAAUUUAUUAAGAUGAAUUUAACGUUUAGUUUUUUUUUAUUAUUUGUUAGUAAUUUUUUUACACGUAUCAAUUGAAAACUCAUUAUUUUAAGAUUUUAUUGUAUUCGUAAGAUGUUUUGUAGACGUUCUUAUAGUUUUUUUUCGGCGGUAGUAACGCAUUGAGCGACGCAGAUUGUUAAAAUGGUGCAAAAUAUAUAAGAUUUUUUUACGUCUUUCACAGAAGGAAAUAUAGAAGUUCUUUAUUUUUUUAAAGUGUAAUUAUUUUGUUGAAAUAUAGAAUUUAUGUAAAAAAGUUCAUUUGAGGCGUUACUAUCGUUGUGAUGAUGCGGGCCCCGGGGACGUGGCGAUAUAACUUUACAUAGUAUAUCUAUUGAUAGAAUUAAUUAUCUCGUUCAGUUAUGGCUUUAUGAUUAUAAAUUUUUAAUCAAACACAAAAGUAGAUUGUUCUUAUUAUUUUUCAUUUAGGUGCAACAAAGGAAUCCUUCUCUUAUAUUGUGUGCUGCCACCAAAUGAAUUAAAAAUAUGAAAAGACUUUUCUUGAUAGUUAUAUAGCUUCGUUUGGAAAUAUGUGGCAGGUUUCAUUGUUCACAAAUAGCAUACAUAGUGCGAUAAACAAAUAAAAAAUUAAGAUUGUUAUAUUUCUGAUAUUAUUUUUUAUUUUUGAUCAGAAGUUUAUAAUUUUUUUUAGUUUCUAUGAAGGAAAAUUGCUAUAAAAAUGGUCUUAAAUUACACUAUAUACUUAUGAGUUAUGUGCAAUACAUGUGUUGAAUUUAUAUAAAAAUAGAAAUAUAUAUAUUUUUUCUAAUAAUAGCGACAAUAUUAAGGCCAGGGAGCUUAUACCGGCAUAACUUUUUCAUAUAUCACAUUGUUCAAAAACAUUUUGUUUUUGUUUCCUAUAUGUGAAAGUUAACGUAAUAAAAAAAAUUACUCCCUAAGAUAAUGUAGCUGUCCUUCAAGUAAAAUUUUAUAUUAUUCAUUAUAGAACCCAGUAUUUUCAUCUUAUUAUUAUCAUCCACAUUUUUUUAUAUAUUUCAAAUAUUAAUAUUAGGUGUAUUUCCGAAAAAGGAUUACGACGCCGAAAAUGGAGGCUAGAUCGACAUAGACUCAUGUAAUCCCUUCGAAAAUAUAUGGAAUUAGGUACUUGUUAAUUUUGAGGUACAAAUUUGUCAUAAUAAUUAAUCUUUUGCACUGUUUUCUUGAAAAAUAACGACAAGGAACGUUUAUAUGGACGGUCAACUUUAUAUUUUGCAGUAUUCUGCCUCUGAUAAAGUUACCUACGAUAUGUCAUCACACGCACUCAUGUUUCACUUUCAAAAGUCAACUGAACUUAAUUACCCUUUUUAUCCUUUGCUGUAACGACUUAUGUUUGUAUAACUUGUAUGUUUGUAUACUUGACGAAGUGUGAUGCUCUUUUCCCUUUACGGCUAGCGAAGCUGCCCUUCGAUUAGAACGUCCGUAAUAGCAAAAAGAUGGAUAUAUCCUGUAGACGGAAUAGACUCCCUGACCUUACUUACCAUAAAUGAGCCCGCGCAGGCUCCGGUAUCGAUUAUAAUACUUUGAAUGUAAAUAUUGUUCAUUUUUUUUUAAAGACACAUUUAAAAAUGUAUUUAAUAGUAUUUUUCAAUGAGAGUACUGUUUUUAUUUGAUAACAUGAUAUUUACAUAUUUCAUAUUAUGCUCUAAUACUUCAUAAUGUCUAAUAGCAAUUACAUACUUUAUAUUUUGUAAUUUCGGUAUAAUUGGUUAUUCUUUGUUAUAUAUUUUUUGUACUGGCGCGCGGGGCCCCGUCAUCGCCGAUUAAAUAAAUUUACCUGUUAGUAAAUUUAAAUAAAAUAAAAGUUUACAUAAUCAA
Molecule: messenger RNA, 9376 nt
Organism: Manduca sexta (tobacco hornworm)
Lineage: Eukaryota; Metazoa; Arthropoda; Insecta; Lepidoptera; Sphingidae
Product: protein tramtrack, alpha isoform
Exons: 18
Coding region: 1072-3180 (702 amino acids)
Biological process (GO): regulation of transcription by RNA polymerase II
Cellular component (GO): nucleus
Molecular function (GO): protein binding
Source: RefSeq, a predicted model, not a curated record